UUCCCUACUUUUGUCAUUUAAAUAACGUGAAUGUAUACUUUCCAAGCUCUUACGAAACUCUCUACUCAUAUUCCGCAUCCACUUACUCAAUCAAUAGUGAAUCAAUGACAUCAUUGAUGAAAGAGUCCCUCAGCAUUGCGCAUUGCGCGUGUCUCACAUCCUCCGCGAGGUGAUUUCAUCUCUCCGACUCUCACCUUGUACACGUAUCUUUCUUCCUACACCAAAGAUGCCUUAAAUAGCUUCAAGACUAACGAUUUUCUGUCCAAUGUGGACAGAUAACUUCUUGAGUUAAAAAAUGCUCUGAGUUUUCCCAUCAGUUGGAACCAUUUUUAGAUGUGGAACGGAUGGUAGGAUGUGUCACGAGGACAUUUAUUUGACAGCCACAAAUAGAGUACAACAAGGUGCGAAAUACUGAACGACCUUCAGAGGAGUCGACUUCUUAAAGGAAUCUCUGUCAGGGCGCGUUCUAUUCUGCUCGAACGCAACUAAAAUUGCGCCUCUGAAAGUUAGCCGUCAAGUAUCAUAAAGACUUUUAAGACAAUAACAUUUGUGAGAGUGAAUUUGGUAUGUAACCCUUUAUAUUAAUUCAUGGCCGUUUUGUCGUUUUCACGCACAAUACUGAACAGAGAGAUCAGCGUACUGUUGCUAUGGUUACUUUUACAAGCGGGAUGCAAUUUCAGUUAGCCAACUUUUAUUUCGCGCGCUAAUGUGUGGCUUCAGAAACGUUGUUAGAAACCGUUUUUGAAACACAUAGUAUAUAUGCAGAAGAACCUACUUUGAAGAUUUAUUAUACUGAUUGUUUUGAAGACUUUUAGGGGGACUUCAAUCCGUAAUUAGGAAGGUCAGACCCUCUAAAGCUACCAUAAUUCGCAUCCUGCGGUACAGGUUGUGUAAGUUCAAUUGUAAAUGUUGGGCAGCCCUGAGCGCAGCACGAUGGGGAGUCGGUGGGGAGACUGUCCUCCCCGAGCUCUCUCUCACAGGAGAAUCUAGACGCUCCAUGAUCUCUCAGCAUGCCUACCUGGACGAACCGGUCCAACUGUUCCUUCAACUGCAGUUGGGACGAGAACGCGACAUACUGGGGAUUUGAGCACCCGGUCAACCUUUUCCCCGUUCCAGUGCUAACCGGGGUCACCGUCACCUGCGCGCUCUUCUUCUUUGUAGGUGUAACGGGGAAUCUCAUGACAAUUUUGGUGGUGACCAAAUACAAGGACAUGCGAACCACCACCAACUUGUACCUGUCAAGCAUGGCCUUUUCGGAUUUACUAAUUUUUCUCUGCAUGCCUCUGGACUUGUACAGAAUCUGGAGGUACCGACCUUGGAAUUUUGGCAACGUACUUUGUAAACUCUUUCAGUUUGUGAGCGAGUGUUGCACGUACUCGACUAUUCUGAACAUCACUGCACUCAGUGUGGAGAGAUACUUUGCUAUUUGUUUUCCUCUUAGGGCAAAGGUAGUCGUGACCAAGGGUCGCGUGCGCGGGGUCAUUUUGGUCCUUUGGAUAGUAUCUUUCUUUAGUGCAGGACCUGUGUUUGUGCUCGUCGGGGUUGAGCAUGAAAACGGGACAAACUCGUGGGAUACAAACGAAUGCAAAGCGACGGAAUAUGCCAUUAGGUCUGGUCUCUUAACCAUUAUGGUUUGGGUCUCCAGCAUCUUUUUCUUCUUGCCUGUGUUCUGCUUGACUGUACUGUAUAGUCUCAUCGGGCGAAAGCUGUGGAAGAGAAAGAGGGAGACGAUUGGGGAAAACGCUUCGAGUCGUGAUAAAAACAAUAGACAGACAGUGAAAAUGCUGGCUGUGGUGGUGUUUGCCUUCGUGCUCUGCUGGCUUCCCUUUCACGUUGGACGUUACCUGAUCUCCAAAUCCACAGAGAUGGGCUCUCCUGUCAUGUCCGUCAUCAGCCAUUACUGUAAUCUCAUCUCCUUUGUACUCUUUUACCUGAGUGCCGCAAUCAACCCUAUCCUGUACAACAUCAUGUCCAAGAAGUAUAGGAUGGCAGCUUGCAAACUUUUCGGACUGCAUCAUACCCCACGAAGAAGCACAUCAGUGGUCAAGGGAGAGAGUUCCCCGUGCUGGACGGAAUCCACUGCCAGCCUGUGACUCUGACAGACUGACUUUACCAUUAACAGCCAUUUCAGACCUCAUCUACUGCUGCCACCAUUUUGUAAGAUACUAGUUUCUCAAAAAUCCACAUGGAUAUCUCAUACAUUUUCAAACAGAUCAGGGAGUAGUUUAGAAAGAUUUGAUUCAUUAACAGCCAUUCGUCCAUUCCAAGCUCAACAUUUCAUUAGAUGCCUUGAGGUUUUAUAAAAAUAUGCUUGUAAAUAGAGACACAAAAAGGGAGAGGAAAAAGAUAACUUCAGUUGCCUUAAAUCUAAAUGAAAUCUGGAAGACAAGAUUAGCACUGUAGAUACAGCAACCUUAUGCACCCAAUGACAGGGACUGCAAAGGCGAUGCCGUUCAUUUGCAUUGUGCCUGAAUGCACGUCACGCUCCUUCAGCAAGUGUUGUCACAUUCUUUGUGUGUUCAUAAGGCUUGUCUCCAGACCUGAAGCAAUACACAGAAUUCAAAAGCUUCUGAGGAACGUUAAUUAAAAACAAAGAAACAAAAGUUUGCAUUGCAUUGGUGCAUUGAAGUACUCAAACAUCAUAAAAGCUUGCUUUUUUGUACUCAGUGUUUCAUGUGCUAAAUGUACUGAAUUACCCAGUUAUACAGAAGAGUUUUAUUUAAAACCACUGCAAUAAAUGUUGUGACAGUAUAUUUGUAUGUUACAUCCAGUAGUAUCUUUUGUGGAAACUGCAUGUGUCUUGUGUUCUAAAUGAUGUACAGUAUAGAAACGUACAUAUUUGUAUAUUGUAAAAUAUGUAAAUAUA
Onychostoma macrolepis is the source of this 2866-nucleotide messenger RNA. RefSeq names its product growth hormone secretagogue receptor a (gene ghsra). The transcript is spliced from 2 exons. The coding region runs from base 1011 to 2093 and encodes 360 amino acids. The record is from RefSeq and is a predicted model, not a curated record. Gene Ontology annotation, cellular component: plasma membrane. Lineage: Eukaryota; Metazoa; Chordata; Actinopteri; Cypriniformes; Cyprinidae. Gene Ontology annotation, biological process: G protein-coupled receptor signaling pathway; hormone-mediated signaling pathway. Gene Ontology annotation, molecular function: growth hormone secretagogue receptor activity.